Molecule: messenger RNA, 1134 nt
Organism: Talaromyces atroroseus
Lineage: Eukaryota; Fungi; Ascomycota; Eurotiomycetes; Eurotiales; Trichocomaceae
Exons: 2
Coding region: 1-1134 (377 amino acids)
Source: RefSeq, a predicted model, not a curated record
AUGCCUAAAAGGGCAAACCCUGCAUUCUUCAAACCUCCGCCAGAGACAUUUUCAAUGUUUGAUGACCUCGUCGAAGACGAUGACGACCGGAUAGAGGAGGAGUCUGAAGCGAAUCAAAAACCAGUUGUAUCAUCGACGCGUUCGCAUAACCAAGGAUUCAGAAAUCUUUUCGCGGAACUGUUCAAGCCUCGACGUGAUUCGGAGUAUUCGGGAACUCGCGACGAUUUCCAUGUACGAAACGGACAUGGGGCAGUUGAACAGACCCGGAAAAAGGAUAAUGAUGAAGAAGGCGAUGAUGAUGAGCCAGCGGUGUUCUUGAACAAAUCCAGACGCUUACCUACGCUGACAGAAAAAGGGAGACGUCUUCCGAAGUAUUUAAGAAACCCGACACGGCGAUCUUCAUAUUCUCUUCCAGUUGCUAUGAAUGUUUUUCAGUCAACAGCUAGGCAGCGAAAAAGAAUCGAGCAAUUGCAACGCCUGGUGAAUACUGAGGCAGAAGUUUGCAAGUAUCUUGAAGAGUUUCCGACUGAUACAGUGCUCUGUGGCAAACUUCUUCAUAUUCAAGCUUUCAAAGGCAGGCUUGAAGGAGGGGAAGACGAAGUUCUGAGCGGUGGCGAGGUCAAGCUUCUGCAUGAGACUAGCAGGUUGCUUGAGAGACGACGGAUUGCGAAUCAGGAGAAAGCGUUCUUGAGAGAGGCUCAAGAGAAGAUACGUUCCCGAGGAGGAGGGGGAGGAGGAUCCAAGAACGUGAAGAGGAAAAACUUUAAGCGCGAAGAAACGGUGGUUCGAUCUUCUUCCAACCCUUCGUCUAGUCUAGUGCGGAAGAGGUCAUACUCGCCACCUCUUCAUCCGACUACUAGUGGGAAAACGGUUUGCCAGGAUUCAAAACGACAGAAAUUUGUUAGUGACGAUGUGGAUGACGACAAUGACGAUGAGGAAGAAGAACACCGGGCGUAUGGUGGUAAGACAAUUGGCCACGUGGAAGCAUUCAAAGUCGAACACUAUGACGUUCACGCAGUACUCCAGGAACAGGAGGACGGCGAGGAAGGGAAUGGCAAAAAUGACGAGGAAAGUGAGGAGAGCGAUGAUAGCGAUGGGAGCAGUGGUGACGAGACUGAUUCUGAUGGGGUAUGA